AUGUCAUCAAAACAAGAACUCAAACCCGACCCAGUCGAAAUUCACCGGAAAAUCGACCUCCUCAUCGAUAAUCUAAUCAACAUCCGCGACGACACGGGCGAAUUCCUCGUCCACCUCAAGAACGGCAAAACAAUCCAAGCGAAAUGCUGGAAUGGGUGGGAGUGGACGCACGGGGUCGGACUAUACGGGAUAUGGAAAAUCUACUCAAUGACCGGCAAAGACUCAUACCUAAAGAUAAUCGAAGACUGGUUCGCCGCGCGCUUUAGCGAGGGUGGAACGAGUAAGAAUAUCAAUACUAUGGCUCCACUUUUGACUCUCUCGUGCGUUUAUGAAAGGACGCGGAAUCCGGCGUAUCUUCCUUGGUUGGAUGCUUGGGCUGAGUGGGCUAUGUAUGAUUUGCCGAGGACGGAGUAUGGUGGUAUGCAGCAUAUUACAUAUGUUGAUGAGAAUGAGCAGGAGCUUUGGGAUGACACGCUUAUGAUGACUGUGAUGCCGUUGGUGAAGAUUGGGAAAUUGUUGGGGCGGGAUGAGUAUAUUGCUGAGGCAAAGAGGCAGUGUUUGGUUCAUGUGAAGUAUCUUUUUGAUACGAGGAGUGGUCUUUUCUUUCAUGGGUGGAAAUUCACGGAUAAGACUGGUGGUCAUAAUUUUGCUGAUGCGCGCUGGGCGAGGGGGAAUAGUUGGUGUACGAUGGUUAUUCCGGAGAUUCUGGAAUUGCUGGAUUUGGAUGUUGAUGAUCCUUUGAGAUGCCAUUUGUGUGAAACGCUUGAGGCUCAGUGCGAGGCUUUGAAACGCCUUCAGUCGGACUCUGGUGCUUGGCAUACUCUGCUUGAUCAUGAGGAUUCGUACCUUGAAGCUUCUGCCACUGCUGGAUUUGCAUAUGGUAUAUUGAAGGCCGUGCGACGACGUUAUAUUGGGGAUAAAUAUCGUGAUGUUGGACGGAGGGCUAUACAGUCUGUUCUGGGAGAUGUGGAUGAACAGGGCGAGCUGAGGAAUACUAGUUAUGGCACGCCUAUGGGUCAUAAUCUGCAGUUCUAUAAGGAUAUCCCGAUUACUUCCAUGCCAUAUGGCCAGGCGAUGGCAAUUAUGGCUCUUGCGGAGUAUCUGUGGACGUUCCUGUGA
This is a messenger RNA of Penicillium manginii, 1119 nucleotides long. RefSeq names its product glycoside hydrolase family 88/105 protein. NCBI's taxonomy places the organism in Eukaryota, Fungi, Ascomycota, Eurotiomycetes, Eurotiales, Aspergillaceae. Bases 1 to 1119 code for a protein of 372 amino acids. Gene Ontology annotation, biological process: carbohydrate metabolic process. The transcript has a single exon. The record is from RefSeq and is a predicted model, not a curated record.